Molecule: messenger RNA, 2076 nt
Organism: Paramecium octaurelia
Lineage: Eukaryota; Ciliophora; Oligohymenophorea; Peniculida; Parameciidae
Source: the annotation of a GenBank genome assembly
AUGUCACAAUUAACUUAAAGUAAUACCAAUUUCUUAUAAUGCAGUACUUAGAAAGAUGGACAUUUUUGGGUAGCCAAUCAACUUAAACCUUGAUUUAAACACAAAAUAUAAAAGUUCAUUUGGAGGAAUCAUAUCAAUAUUCAUUAUACUCUUACUCAUCAUCUAUAGCGUUAAUGAGAUCAUUGGAUACACCAUCUAAAGAGGUAUAUAAAUUACAUAAGAAGUAUAAUUCACUUUAUAAUGAUAGACUAAAUUUGGUUAUGAUCCUGAUUUAUUAGAACUCAACCAAAGCAAUUUCAUUUUUGCAAUUAGAGUCAAUCAAGCGGAUUUUUACAAUUCUCCAUCCUUUGAUAUAACAGUGAAUCAUAGAUAUCAAAGGAGCAAUUCGAGCAUUGAAUUAUAAUAAUGCACUUUGGAACAAUUCACAAGUCUUGUUAACUCUGAUAAGAUAUUGAAAUUUCUUGAAUCCAAUUAAAUGGAGAUGUGGUUGUGUCCUACUUCUUAGUUCUCUAUUCAAUUAGAAGGCACUUAGUAUUGUAGAUAGUUUAUUCAAUAAUAUAUAGCUUAAUCUUUUAAGAGUUUAGUGAUCGAUGUGGGUAAAUGCGAGGGAUUGAGUAGUUGGGGAAAAACAUGUUAAGAGAUGAAGGAAAAUGAAACUUUUCAAUUACAAUUUAUCACAAAGAAUACGGUAUGAUAAUUAUUAAUGGGUAUAGUUUAUAAAUCCAUUCAAUAACGAAUUUGUGGCCGAAGAUUAUUUGGAUAAUUCGAUGAGUUUGCAAUUAAACCCAGGAGAUCUACAGAGAAUUGAUUACCAUUUUGAUAAGCACAUCACAAAGGAUUUCCAAGGAUAGCUAAAGAUAGAGUAGUGUUGCCAAAUCAUAUUAGAGGAUUACUAGAUGAUGAGAACUUGAGUGUAUUUUCUACAAACUCCUUCAGAUAACUAUAUGAAGGAAAGAAUGAUAAUAUUUGGACACGCAUUGUGUUCAUGCGCAGUAAUUUCUCUACUAAUUACAAUCGAGAGUAUUAGACUAUAACUGAUUUAUUAUCAAAAAUAGGUGGAUUAUCAUAAUCAGUAAUCUCUAUUGUUGGAGUAAUAAUAACAUAUUAUAAUAGAACAUAAUGUAAUAAUAAAAUAGUAUUUAGUUUAUUUGGAAAUUUCUAAUAGGCUUUACGAUUAUGAUUUCAAUACAGAAUCUGAUUAAGGAACAAGAGGAUCUGGUUUAGUAGAUCCAUUUCAUGUUAGUGCCUAAACUUAAUAGGAGGGAGGAACUAAAACAAAGAGAAGGAAAGCUGAUGAAGCAAAAUAGAAUGAAGAAAAGCAGGAUUCUAUGGAAGAGGACCCACAAUAUAAGGAAAGAGUGAUGAAGGUUGUUGAAGAACAGAAAAAGAUUAUGGAGAAAUAUAAAUUCAAGAGCAGAAAACAUUUUCUAUUAUCAAGUUUUCAAUAGACAAUUAUGACAAAAAAAUCAAUCAAUUUAAAUUUAAAAUACUUUUUAUUUAGUAUGUGUUGUAAGAAAGCCAAUUAUAAAACAGAUAGUCAUUUAUUUUUACUACAAAAAUCAUUAAAUAGUGUUAGAUAAGAGUUGGAUGUAUUUUCAAUAUUAAAUAGAAUUCACCAGGUUGAAAAACUAAAGUAGAUUCUAUUGGAUCGAGAUUAAUUGAUUUUAUUCAAUUAUACUCCUAAACCAGUUAUUGGAAUCAAUGAAAAAGAUAAGGAAACCAAUUUUCUUCAUUAUUCUAAAUAACUAUCUUUAAAAUAGAUGUCUUUGAUAGAAGUGGCUGAACAAAUUAAAUAGCAGAUGAAAUCAAGCUUCUUAAAAAAAGAAAAUUUAAGUAUAGAAAGUGUAUUCAAUUCCUACAAGGCUAUUGCUGCUAAGAAUAGAAAAUCUAAUAGAUAUUAUUAUAAAAUCAAUAGAAAAUUAAAGUUAUUUUUGGGAGAUUAAGUAAAGGCAAUAUUCAAAGCUUCUAAAAUAUUGAAAUUCCCUGAAGAUGAUUAAGUUUUCUAGAUCUCAGAUCUUCUGUCAAUUGGAGAAGAGAUGGCAAUCCAAAUACCAUUACAAUUAAAUCCAUAGGUGA